UUAUUUAUAUAUUUAAUGCGGCGGCCCACUACGAUUGGUCUACCCGUCUUAUAUCGAUAGACCCAUCUCAAUAGCAACCGACUGAAAUCUUUGUUUACGUUUUAAACUAAAACUAAAUAAUAGGAAAUCCAGAAGAGAGCAAAUGGAAAUCACACUGGCCCUGAUAAAGCCGCACGUGCUGCGGAACACCUACGCGAUGCAGCAGAUCCGGGCCUUGAUCUCCCAGAACUUUACGGUCCUCGACCAGAAGGAGGUUUGCAUAACGAAAGAGCUCUCGGAACGAUUCUACGCGGAGCACCAGGGCAAGUUCUUCUACAACCGGCUCACCAGCUUCAUGAGCAGCGGCCCCUGCUAUGCCCUGAUCCUCCAGUCGGAGGCCUGCAUCCAGAAGUGGCGCGGUCUUCUGGGACCCACCAAGGUGUUCCGAGCCGUCUACAGCGAUCCCAACUGCAUCCGGGCGUUGUACGGUCUGUCCGACACCCGCAACGCCUGCCAUGGGUCCGACAGCGAAGCCUCUGCCCUCCGUGAGAUCGGCAUCCUGUUUCCGGAGUUCAACGCCGCCGAGGGAAAGCGCCAGGCGAAAAAGGAGGCGUAGCCGGGGUUGACUUCAUCCUGAGAAAGAUGACCUAUAGCAUUUUUAUUAUAAGCAGUUAAAUGUCAAAGAUUUCGAGAGGGUUCUAAGAAGAUGCCUUUAAGGUUGUUGAAAGAGCCUCCAAAAGUAUGCCUAUUUAUUUUUGUUAUUCCUGUGUUGUUUUCAAGACAAUAUUAGGUUAAGCUUGUAGCAAAUAGUAAGAUAUUGAAUAAAAUAUAUAGAAUUCA
Messenger RNA from Drosophila biarmipes, 819 nucleotides. RefSeq names its product nucleoside diphosphate kinase 6 (gene nmdyn-D6). Lineage: Eukaryota; Metazoa; Arthropoda; Insecta; Diptera; Drosophilidae. The transcript is spliced from 2 exons. Gene Ontology annotation, biological process: CTP biosynthetic process; negative regulation of oxidative stress-induced intrinsic apoptotic signaling pathway; GTP biosynthetic process. Gene Ontology annotation, molecular function: nucleoside diphosphate kinase activity. The coding region runs from base 143 to 595 and encodes 150 amino acids. The record is from RefSeq and is a predicted model, not a curated record.